AAGUUAGAUGGCUGUAACAAGAUGACCUGUACCGGCUGUAUGCAGUACUUCUGCUGGAUCUGCAUGGGUUCUCUCUCCAGAGCCAACCCUUACAAACACUUCACUGACCCUGACUCUCCAUGCUUUAACAGACUGUUCCAUGCUGUGGAUGUUAAUGGAGACGUUUGGGAAGAUGAAAUUGAAGACUAGUUCAUUUCUUCUGCUCGCCGUAUAGAAAUGGAAUGGUUUGCCCUAAUCUAUCGUCAAGUACACAAAGAAACCUUGCAAGAUGUUUAGGGUGCCAUAUAUUCACUCUUCCUGUGUAGAAGGAAGAACAGGGUUUAUAUUUUUCUUUGGUACUACUGAUUAAGGCACAUAGAUUUUUUUCCAUGUAACAUAAUUCCGAACAAUUAUAUACCAAAGGUUCAGAAAUGAAAACUAUAGAUUAAAUAUUAUAAUAUGCCCAAACUGUGGAUAGUUAUAAAGUAAAUAUUUAUUUUCUUCCCCAAGCUUUAGGUUAGGGAGAGGGUCAAGAGUUAAACUUUCAGACUAUGUCCAAGAAGCCUGACAUUGUUGGAGCCCUCUCAGUACUAUACCUUGCAGCUAGGGACAGUCACAGCCCUAUUGACACUGCACUGAGAGCCUGACCCAUUUGCUGUAUACUGCAAACUCUUUCUUCAGUUCCCUUUGAAGGGAGCCUUCUACUCUGUAACUGACCAGAUGUCCCAGUGUCAUUCUGAUUUACCACUUUCCAGAAUAGAAAUUUACAAUAAAUUUAAAGAUACUGUUAGCACACAAGCCCUGUGGGUCACUUGGUAUUUAUGAAUGGUGUAUUGAAUCCACUAGUUUAGAGCCAACUGUGGGCUUGAAUGAUUCUGGUUCAGAGCUCCUCCUUCUGCUCGCCUGGACAGAAGGCUCAGAGCUGUCUCUGCCACAUUUUGUUCUCCACUCUCUCCUUUGCUCCCCUGCCUUCUGUUGGCAAGGGCAGUUUUAGUCUUGAUUUCAGCAGUGUGUUGUUUCCUCUGCUGGAGUAGGAAAGAGCCACCAUGGUUCUGGCCCCAACCUUGUGAACACAUGGGUCCUCUAGUCACCAAUAGGAAUUUGGCUCCCCCCCUUAGAUGCCAGUGUUUGGAGUGGUAUUUAUAGCUUGAUAGUUGGAUUUUAUUUCUGGGUUUUACUGGCUUUUUGGAAAACUGUCUUCCUCAUGAUUUGAUAAGUGGCUUGGUAGCCUCUUGGUGAUAUUUUGAAAAUGACAGUAAUUGACCUGCGUCUUGUGAACACAUGUUUUCUACUUUAACACUGAAAAUUAAGGAAUUGCUUAAUUGUCAGCACAGACUGAUUCUGGAUUGUCAGUGAGGAUGCUUAAUCUUAAAUAAAAAUAGUUUAAAAUUCAUCCUACAA
Cricetulus griseus (Chinese hamster) is the source of this 1380-nucleotide messenger RNA. NCBI's taxonomy places the organism in Eukaryota, Metazoa, Chordata, Mammalia, Rodentia, Cricetidae. The record is from RefSeq and is a predicted model, not a curated record.